AUGUCUUUGACCAGAUCGAAAUAUAGAAGAAAUUAUCCUAACAACACUAGUACUGUUGGUUAUGUUGAAGGAUAUUCAGAUGGCAUAGGAUACGCUGGAAUUUCGGUCCGUGAAGGUAAUAAUGAAUCAACUGCUAUAGUGGUGACAGAUGGAAAUACCACUUAUUUUUAUUGUGAAGAACCGGUUUAUUAUUAUCCCUCUCAAUCAAAUUAUCGUUAUCCUUCUCAAUCGAGUUAUCGUUAUCCUUCACAAUCGAAUUAUCAUUAUCCUUCUCAAGAAUAUUCACGUUCUC
Racocetra fulgida is the source of this 292-nucleotide messenger RNA. NCBI's taxonomy places the organism in Eukaryota, Fungi, Glomeromycota, Glomeromycetes, Diversisporales, Gigasporaceae. The record is from the annotation of a GenBank genome assembly.